Acanthosepion pharaonis is the source of this 768-nucleotide messenger RNA. Lineage: Eukaryota; Metazoa; Mollusca; Cephalopoda; Sepiida; Sepiidae. The record is from the annotation of a GenBank genome assembly.
AUGUCGAUUCGGCUGGAACGCGAACUCUGUUUGCGGUAUCCGUCUUUUGUUGACGAUAACAGUCUCCCUACUUCGCGCCUCCACAUAUCAGAUAACUUGGCUUUUAUGCAAGAGAACAGCAUCUAUUUGCCCAAAGGAAAUGUGUCUAUUGUAUUUGGUGAAGUGACCACUCUUAUAGGUAGCAAGAUCUGUACAGCGACGACGUCAUACACAGCUCACCCUUAUAACUGGCAAAUUAUCACAUCACCUUAUUAUCCAGACAGAUAUCUCGAUGGACUCUCCUGCAACUGGCUAAUUACGACCGACGAUGCUUUAGAAGUUGUAAAAUUAAAAGUCCUGGAUUCGGAGUUGGAAAACUCUACAGUGUGUUCCAAGGAUGUAGUCCAUGUCUAUGAUGGUGGCACUCCACGUAGUCCACUCCUUGGCUCUUGGUGUAAUGGAGAUACUCCUGAAUUUAUCAGCACGGGAAGGAAAAUGUACAUUACGUUCAGCACAGACGAGAAAGCUCAUUUUCGGGGAUUCAAAGCUAAAUUCAUUUCCGAGCAGAAAGAAAUUGCGGAAUUUCGAGCAGAAAGAAUUCUUCACUGGGAAUAUUUUGCCAGCAUGAGAAUGGAAGCUUGGAAACAAAAGGAAUGUAUUCUUUUUUUUUUUUUUCUCUCUCUUCUCCAUAUUCACCUGAGCCAUAUCUGGAAAGGAAAAGCUCGCGCUGAAUUCUGUCUUGAUAAAAAGAAAUUGACAAUGAGCUCCAUGGUAGCUAGCAUCCAGUAA